This is a messenger RNA of Colletotrichum truncatum, 1416 nucleotides long. Its product is annotated as corticosteroid-binding protein. The record is from RefSeq and is a predicted model, not a curated record. Gene Ontology annotation, molecular function: oxidoreductase activity; chromatin binding; flavin adenine dinucleotide binding. Lineage: Eukaryota; Fungi; Ascomycota; Sordariomycetes; Glomerellales; Glomerellaceae. Gene Ontology annotation, biological process: negative regulation of transcription by RNA polymerase II; positive regulation of transcription by RNA polymerase II.
AUGGAAAAUCAAAACUCCACUGAUCACUUGGAUGCCAAGAAGAGGGUCAUCGUCGUAGGCGCCGGUAUUGCAGGUCUAUGUGUAGCCUCUAAGCUCAUUGACGAGGGGCUUGAUGUUGUGAUCCUGGAGGCUCGGGAUCGCAUUGGUGGGCGGAUAGUGACAGACCACGAAGACGGCGAUAACAUCGACAUGGGAGCUGCUUGGAUGCAUGCAACAUCUUACAACCCCUUGGUGAAGCUAAUAUCCAGGCUCGGCAUCGAAUACUACUAUAACGAUGGCAACUCUGCUUAUUUCACCGAAUUUGGCCCCGCUGGCCCGAACUUCAAAGCCCAGAAUGUGGCCUACGAGUUCUUGGACUAUCUCAACUACUGGAAUCUAAAAAGCCCUGACAGUCCUGACUACUCAGCAGAGGAGCACAUUCGCAUGUUUGUGAAGCAGCAAGAACUGAUCAGCGAAGAUGAGAAGAUCUGGGCUCCUGAAGCGCUGCGCAUUAUCGAACCAACUUUUGGUUUGGCCCUCAGCGAGAUCUCAUCUAGGUUCUUGAACGAUAUUUUACCUCCUCAGCGCGACUUAUAUGUCACCGGAGGUUAUGAUCGCGUAGUCAAUCACUUGGCUCAACCUGUUCUUGAACUGCCUGGCGCUUUGAGGCUGCGCCAUGUCGUUAAUCGAGUCGAAUGGAAUCGCUCAGGCAAUACAUCGCCCGUCUCAGUGCAUGCCAUCGAUGCCGAGGGUAACCACUACGCUGUUGACGGUGAAGCUGUAGUUAUGACUGCCCCUCUCGGCGUACUACAUCAGCAGAAAAUCGCCUUCGAGCCGCCCAUCCCCAGCGACCUAGCCCUUGGUACUUCCAAGAUUAGCUAUGGUACGCUUGGCAAAGUGUUCUUCAAGUUUACUGAAGUCUUCUGGUCUACGCAGAAUGACAACUUGAUCUACUUUCCUACUCCAGCUACCUUGGCUGACGACAGUCAAAAGGUCAAAUACCCGGUUCUGUCUCAUUCUUUCCUAGCUACCAACCUCUGGAUCAUGACUGGCGUAAAGAAGCUCUGCAUAUUCGUUACACCGCCAGUAGUUCAUGAGAUUGAACGAAUGGGAGAAAAUCAACAGGCACUGUUUGAGUACUUUGAGCCGCUACUGAAGCUUUUCCGAACGGAGCCAUAUAAAACACUACCUAAAAUGGUGGAAGCGAAAGUUACGUCGUGGACGAAGGACGACUUCGCGGGCAACGGUUCAUAUUCCACUGCGAAGGUUGGAGAUGACCCUCACGUCCUUUGGGAUGCCUUAGAUGAAAAUAAAGACUCGAUAUUGCAGUUUGCUGGCGAUCAUUGCUCCCGUACAGGAACCGGAUGUGUUCACGGCGCGUACGAGUCGGGCGAAGCUGCUGCAGAUAAUAUAGUAAGGAUAUUACGUCAACAGUAA